Molecule: messenger RNA, 996 nt
Organism: Grosmannia clavigera kw1407
Lineage: Eukaryota; Fungi; Ascomycota; Sordariomycetes; Ophiostomatales; Ophiostomataceae
Product: aldo-keto reductase family 1 member c13
Exons: 2
Coding region: 1-996 (331 amino acids)
Molecular function (GO): oxidoreductase activity, acting on NAD(P)H as acceptor
Source: RefSeq, a predicted model, not a curated record
AUGUCUGCUCUGCUCAUCCGACCUAUCGUGCUCGCUCGUGCUCCUGUGCUCUCCCAGACCCGAUUCCGUCUUGCCCCGACCGUGCGCUCUUUCCGUCUAUCCGCCAUGGCCUCUCCCAACGUCCCCACGCUCAAGCUCAACGAUGGCCACGAGCUGCCUGUGCUGGCCUACGGCCUCGGCACCGCUAACUACAAGGGCACCCGCAAGGAGUUUGACCAGAAGAUCGUCGACAGCACCGUGACCGCCAUCAAGCUGGGCUACACCCAUCUGGACGGAGCCGAGGUCUACGGCAACGAAGACGAGCUCGGCGCCGCCAUCAAGGCCGGCGGCGUCGCCCGCGAGAAGCUCUACGUCGUCACCAAGUACGAUCCCAAGCCGACCGGCUCGGUCGAGGACGCCUUUGCCCUCUCGCUCCAGAAGCUCGGCGUCGACUACGUCGACCUCUACCUCAUUCACUCGCCCUACUGGAAGGGCGUCACCCCCCAGCAGCUGCAGUCACGCUGGGCCGAGCUCGAGGCCAUCCAGGCUUCCGGCCGUGCCCGCUCCAUCGGCCUGUCCAACUUCCUCCAGGAGCACGUCGAGCACGUCCUCGCUACCGCAAAGGUCGUUCCCGCCAUCGACCAGAUCGAGUUCCACCCCUACCUGCAGCACGGCGACCUCGUCCCCUACCUGCACAAGCACGGCAUCGCCGUCUCUGCCUACGCACCCCUGACCGCCAUCAUGCGCGCCAGCCCAGGCCCCCUCGAUCCUACCUACGCCCAGCUGGCCGCCAAGUACGGCGUUUCCGACAGCGCUGUCGCCCUCCGCUGGGCAAUCGACCGCGGCAUCGUCGCCAUCACCACCAGCUCCAGCGAGAAGCGCCUCCAAAGCUACCUGACCGAUCUCGCCUCCUUCCAGCUGACCGUCGCCGAGGUCGACGCCAUCUCCAACAUCGGCCACGAGAAACACUUCCGUGCCUUCUGGACCGCCCAGUUUGCCCCAGAGGACCGCAGCUGA